This is a messenger RNA of Dentiscutata erythropus, 1287 nucleotides long. The record is from the annotation of a GenBank genome assembly. Lineage: Eukaryota; Fungi; Glomeromycota; Glomeromycetes; Diversisporales; Gigasporaceae.
AUGGCUGCCAACCGAUCAAACCAAGUUCAGAACAACGGAGAGGAUAGUCCUACAGAUACCACAAACCCUGCAUUUCCUGAUGAUUCUCCGACCAUUCCACCUGAUAAUAAUGUCUCAGAAGAUCCUCUUCUAUCCAUUUCUCCUAAUAAUACAGGCCCUUCUUCAACAUAUUCUAAUGACAUUCAUCUAUUUUAUGUUAUCAAUUAUAAAGUAACCUCACCUACAACCACACCACCAUCUCACACUAAUACAUAUAAUUCAUCAUCUCCUGCAAACCGAGUUGUGAAUUCUCAACAAACAUCAUCGUCAAAUCAACCUAACCAACGCGGACCUACGCCGGCUGGCAGCCAAUCACCAAACUUAACUGUGUCAACAAUAACAAGAAGACAUUAUCAUACCCAUCAUCACGGAGACAGAAGAAGGAAUCCUCAAAGUGAACCUCAUAUACCUCAAGCACCACCAGUUCCUCCUGCACCUGCUCCAUCAAUGUACUGGUCAAAAAUUAGGACUCAUGGCAAGAUUCCCAAAGCUCUUAGAGCGCAUACAGUAAAUUUAGUGGGUGAAUUAAUGACUAUUGGUGAUCCUCCACCGGCAUGUCGUGCUCACUCUUCCACCCUUGUAGAUAAAAGAUUGUUUAUAUUCGGAGGAGGAGACGGACCUGAAUAUUUCAAUGACCUAUAUGUUUUCGAUACUGAUACGCUCACUUGGACAAAACCGAAAACAACGGGUAAUAUUCCGUCAAGACGCCGUGCACAUACCACCGCCUACUAUAACAAUUGUAUCUAUGUUUUUGGUGGUGGUGAUGGAGUUCGUGCCCUCAACGAUGUUUAUAAAUUAAAUAUAUCUGAUAUGAACAAUUUAGUUUGGGAAAAGUUAGAGACAACUGGCAGACCACCAAUUUCUAGAGGUUAUCACACCAGUAAUCUGGUAGGAAAUAAGCUCGUGGUUUAUGGUGGUAGCGAUGGGCAUGAAUGUUUCGACGAUGUUUUUAUGCUGGAUUUAGGCAAGUGGAAAAGAGAGAAACAAUUGGAUCAAAGUCAAUAUAGCAAAUUCUCGCCAACGGCUUUCGCAUACCGCGACACAAUUACUAUGCAAUGGGAGGUCCGCAAAGUGUAUGGCACACCACCAUCAGGGAGGGGGUAUCAUACGACGGUACUUUAUGAUUCUCGACUUUUCGUUUUCGGGGGAUAUGAUGGUCACAGUGUCUUCGACGAUGUUUAUGUUUUGGAUUUAUCUGCUUGUGCUUAUUUGCCACAGAUAACAAAUUUUCAACUCCCUGAGUUUUGA